AUCAUGCAAGCAAGACUAAUGGGACACAGGAGAUAGUCAUGACCUUGCGAUUGUUUUUGUAAAUUUCAGAACAGGUAUCAAUCUUAGCUUUGAGCUGCUCUGGAAGAAUGGUUGAAUGAGGAACAACAAGAUAGAGAGCAAGGUAAGUCCAGGACAGACCUGGACUUUCUAGGUAAACAAUGGGUAAACUGGAGUAAUUAGAAUGAAGAUAUAGCAACAGAGCUAGAAUGAUUGUGUGUUUCAGAAGGUAGCUUAUGGACUUCUUAUGAUCACCACAUGUUAAGAGGUAUUUGUCAACCACCUACUGGAGUGAUGUUGGCACCUUAGCAGACUUUGACAAUCUCCAGCAACAAUACACCUACUAUCUUUUCACAAGAUUUUGCAAGCCAAGAAGGAUAUGGUCCAAAGCACAGGUCACAACACUGUUUCCCCAGGCACUCCACCCAGAACCUAGCAACACACACCAAAACCGAAACAGAGAUCAUCUUGCAUUUUAUUGCCUGUCUCUUCUCCACUAUCACAGAUCUGCUGCGACAGGGGCUUCCGAUCUUAGAAACCAAGGAAUCUCACGGUGGCAAGGUGCAUCAGACUAGCCAUCUAUCAGCCAGAGGAAGUGGAGAACUGCCUGAGUCCAGUUUUAUAAAGGAUCUUGUUCUACCUAACCGAGGUGGAGUAGGACGAGGAUGUUCAACUGCAGGCUUUUACCUCCACUUACAAAUUUAAAAAGCCUCAUGUUAGAAGCUGAGGAAGAAACAGAGCUAGCAGCGGUCAUGUUAAGAAAGUCAAGAAGCAGUUUGCCAACUGACUGAAGACCGCAAGAAUCUAGUGUUGAUUUGUAUUGUAAUGGAGAGAUACUUCUGUAAAGUGGCUAGAAGAUCUGGGAGUAGAACAUUUAAUAUUCCUGCACUCUCCAGCCUACUAUAAUGUCAGAAAUGAGUACCAACUGGACAGCCAACCUGAGCUUUGGAGCAUCUACAGAUCCUCAUGAGCCAAGAACUGGACUCUCUAGAACAGGGCACACCAUAGUGGCUGUUUUCCUUGGAUUUAUCUUGGUAUUUGGCUUCUUGAAUAACUUGAUCGUUCUCAUACUCUUCUGCAAGUUUAAAACCCUGCGCAACCCUGUGAACAUGCUACUGCUGAACAUCAGUGCCAGUGACAUGUUAGUGUGCAUCUCUGGCACCACACUCAGUUUUGCAUCCAACAUCCACGGCAGAUGGAUUGGAGGAGAGUAUGGUUGCAUGUGGUAUGGCUUUGUCAAUUCCUGCUUUGGUAUUGUGUCCCUGAUCUCCUUGGCUAUCCUGUCUUAUGAACGCUAUAGUACCAUCACCCUAUGUAACAAACGAGGCUCUGACUAUCAGAAGGCUCUGCUAGCAGUUGGUGGUUCCUGGCUUUAUUCUCUGAUCUGGACAGUACCACCGCUCAUUGGCUGGAGCAGUUAUGGGCUUGAGGGGGCCGGGACAAGCUGUUCAGUACGUUGGACCUCCAAAUCAGCUGAGUCUGUGUCCUAUAUCAUCUGUCUCUUCAUAUUCUGCUUGGUCAUCCCUGUAAUGGUCAUGAUAUACUGCUAUGGGCGUCUCCUUUAUGCUGUUAAACAGGUUGGAAAAAUCCGGAAGAAUGCUGCCCGUAAAAGGGAAUACCAUGUUCUCUUCAUGGUGAUUACUACAAUAAUCUGUUAUCUAAUAUGCUGGAUGCCUUAUGGAGUUAUAGCACUGCUUGCAACAUUUGGUAGUCCAGGUGCAGUUUCUCCAGUAGCAUAUGUCAUACCUUCCAUCCUGGCAAAAAGCAGUACCGUAUGCAAUCCAAUUAUCUACAUACUUAUGAACAAGCAGUUUUACAAAUGCUUUCUUCUACUUUUCCACUGCUACCGUCCUUCGGCUGCUGAUGGAGAAUCCAUAUGUCAGUCUAAGGUAACCGUAAUCCAGCUGAAUCAGAAAGUGGACAGUGGAGUCACAUGUAAUAAUCAAGUACUUCCUGAAACGGAUGAGAAAGUGCCCUGUCUGCUGAGCCCAGAGUCAAACUUGGAGCCCGCUUCAGAAGACAUGCCACAGAUGUUAAAGGAGAAUUCUCUCUGAUGACUAGUCACACACCUUAACCGGUGUACGCUGUUUUAUUGCCACACUACCCAGUUUACUUUAACAUUCCUAAAGGAAAUUGCUAUUUGUGGAACAGGAAAAAAAAAUAUGAGAAGAACAAAAAUAGGCUUCUGUUCCUAUUUAUUAAUAGCAACUAAGAUUGAAAGUCACAGAAGAAAUGGUUUGAUAUGGCAGUUUUAAAACAAUACAGGUGACCUUCCAGAUAUAAGUUAAUUAUUUAAUAGAGAACUGAAAAGCAGUGAAGGUUUAAAUCUUUAUAAUCUGAUGAGCAAUGUCUCCAAGAGUCAAUCUAUAUUAAGGACAUAUGUGUCAUCUAGUUUAUCCUUUUGCCAGUAGAUUUUCCCCUACUAGUAUUUUGGUCUCCUAUACUUAUAAAAGUGAGUGGUGAAGAUUCCACCCCUUCCCUUAGGACAAAGUCUAAAAAACUCCAAGAUUUUCCUGACACCCUAUUUUCCCUUUCUUAAUUUCAUUCAACUUCUCCUAGUUAAAUCCCUUUAGCCUGUAACAUUAAUCUCCAUCCUUAGCAUUUACAACAGUCCCACAUUUGCAUGUGGCUACUUACUGGUAUUCUGCACCCUGCCUGGCUAAUACCUAUUUAUUUCCAGGCGCAGUGCAAUCCUUUUAAGUGGUUGAUGAUCCAGGUAUCAGACAAUGUCUUUCUUCCAAUGCUUAUUGCAACUCUUACAGUCUGGCAGGGCAUGCUGUCUGUCUGUUCCGGGGCUUGAACUCUCCAGGACCAGCAGCCAGACAUUUACUACAGGGCCUAAAGUAGAUUGGGGGAAAAAAAGAGGGAAAGUGCUCCCUGCACCAGCCAAGGAAUAAGGGAUGUGUGGGAAGUGCCUAUGGUUAAAAGCUCCCUCCUCCCCCACCCCUGGCUUGGAUGAAGGAGUGGGAGGCACACUUUGCCCUUCUUCCGCUUUUCCUACUGUUUAUGUUCCAGGUACCUUUUCCCUCAUCUAACAGAGCCUGAAUUUUGUAAGAUUUACAUGAGCAGUGAUGAAAUAUUUUACUGAAUUCACAUCUACUAAUUUAAUUCUGUUCCAAACUGGAGUCAGUGCGUCAAGUUUGCAUUGAUUGAUUGAUUUAUGUAAACCUAUGCUAAUUACUGCUCACACAGUUAUUGCCAUUAUCCUUUAUCGGCCAAAUUCGCAAACUGUGAUCUAUAUAUGAACACUAUCACUUGUGCAAGCAAAUAAUCAAAUUUACACAUGCAAACACCAUUUCUUGCAUACAUCAAGCGCGUGUCUGUUCUGCAUGUGAUAAAUAUCUCAUUUGGGCACACAAAUGGUAGGGCAUGAAAAAUCAGUUGUGUAAAUGACUGC
Molecule: messenger RNA, 3415 nt
Organism: Mauremys reevesii (Reeves's turtle)
Lineage: Eukaryota; Metazoa; Chordata; Testudines; Geoemydidae
Product: opsin-3-like
Exons: 7
Coding region: 924-2072 (382 amino acids)
Biological process (GO): G protein-coupled receptor signaling pathway; visual perception
Cellular component (GO): photoreceptor outer segment; membrane
Molecular function (GO): G protein-coupled receptor activity
Source: RefSeq, a predicted model, not a curated record